AAAACAGCCCAAGGCUUGCCUCAAUUGCAUGGUUUCCCGACUCCUCAGCUCCAGAAGACCAGGCAGACGGGUGGACCGGUGAGCAGCGGGGCAGCAGCCCCUGUGCCUCUGUCUCUGCCGAGUCACUCGGAAGCCCGGCAGGCAGCGAGAAGAAGGGGGUUUGUCCAAGGACAGAAGGUGGGAUGAGGAGGCAGGCAGGGAAGAUGAAGGGAGAGGUGGAUCCCGGGUAAGACGAAGGCCCUUCCCGGCCCUGCGGAUCAGUGACAAACAGCGGGGAGAAGCCGUUCUGGCUGUCGGCGGUUUAGGGACGGACGGCACUAAAGCGCUUCGGAAGUGACCAUGAAUGCGAGCGUGUAAUCAAGUCACCGUGCAAAUCGGACAAGCCACUAGGCAGGCACAUCCACGGCAUCAAACCCGGGCCCCGAAGGAGUUCCGGCUAGGGUCGGAGGCAGAGGUGCUUCCCAGAGCAAGUCUAUGGGAGGGGGGGCUGCGAAGAAGGGUUGCAAAUGCGAGCCUCCAGGAGAACAGACUCCUAGAUCACAGGUCACACAGCGACGGGCUCCCACCUGGCUAUCCCCAGCCCAGGGCAUCCCUCACCCACCCGGGGAGCUGCGGGUUGGCGGGGGCAGAACAAGAGUUGAGUUCUCACCGCCCUCCGCACACUGGAGAACCAGGACCCUAAAAUUGAGCACUAGCAUGCUGCAUGGGGGCGCACCCCAGCCUCUCUGCGCGCCGGGAGGCCCCCCAGCCAACAUGAGUUACACCGGCGAUUACGUGCUUUCGUUGAGAACACCGAGUGACGAUCUGUUGCUUCCCCUGAGGUGGCUACAAAGAAAGGAAGCCGGGAGGGAGGGGAGGGGAGAAAAAAAAAAGGAAAGGGGGGUGGAAAAAGGCCCGGACUAGCUCGCAGCUUGUCAAUUUCAACAUCGGGUCACAUGACCAGCACCUCCCUGCUAAGGAUGGGGAUAGAUUUCCACGUCAGCUUACGUCUCCAAAUUUCUACUUCACGGAUCCGCUUCAAAGAGGCAGCUGCAGUGGAGAAUCAUGUUAAGCUCGGCUACUGCGGAGAGCCCAAGGUAGCCCAAUGAUGGAUUUUGAUGAGCGUGGUCCCUGCUCCUCUAACAUGUAUUUGCCAAGUUGUACUUACUACGUCUCGGGUCCAGAUUUCUCCAGCCUCCCUUCUUUUCUGCCCCAGACCCCGUCUUCGCGCCCAAUGACAUACUCCUACUCCUCCAACCUGCCCCAGGUCCAACCCGUGCGCGAAGUGACCUUCAGAGAGUACGCCAUUGAGCCCGCCACUAAAUGGCACCCCCGCGGCAAUCUGGCCCACUGCUACUCCGCGGAGGAGCUCGUGCACAGAGACUGCCUACAGGCGCCCAGCGCGGCCGGCGUGCCUGGCGACGUGCUGGCCAAGAGCUCGGCCAACGUCUACCACCACCCCACCCCCGCCGUCUCGUCCAAUUUCUAUAGCACCGUGGGGAGGAACGGUGUCCUGCCACAGGCUUUCGACCAGUUUUUCGAGACGGCCUACGGCACCCCGGAAAACCUCGCUUCCUCCGACUACCCCGGGGACAAGAGCGCCGAGAAGGGGCCCCCGGCGGCCACGGCGACCUCCGCGGCUGCAGCGGCGGCGGCCACGGGCGCGCCAGCAACUUCAAGUUCGGACAGCGGCGGCGGCGGCUGCCGGGAGGUGGCGGCGGCGGCGGAGGAGAAAGAGCGGCGGCGGCGCCCCGAGAGCAGCAGCAGCCCUGAGUCGUCUUCCGGCCACACUGAGGACAAGGCCGGCGGCUCCAGUGGUCAACGCACCCGCAAAAAGCGCUGCCCCUAUACCAAGUAUCAGAUCAGAGAGCUGGAGCGGGAGUUCUUCUUCAGCGUCUACAUCAACAAAGAGAAGCGACUGCAACUGUCCCGCAUGCUCAACCUCACUGACCGUCAAGUCAAAAUCUGGUUUCAGAACAGGAGAAUGAAGGAAAAAAAAAUUAACAGAGACCGUUUACAGUACUACUCAGCGAAUCCGCUCCUCUAAGGCUCCAGCAGCUGGAAUUGGGUGGGGGGCUUCAUACACAGCAGAUAAUAUGCAGAUUUUGCCCUUGACAAGGUCAAGCCACAUGGUGACUUUUGAGAAAAGGUGUGCAAGAGAGGGAUGCAUGGAGAUAGCCCCACAGGAGACGGCCUGGGACUCUCUUGGUUAAGAUGUUGGUGGUUAAGAUUCCUAAUAAUCAUUGGAUUCUGAGAGCUGUGCAUCAGCUAGAAUGACAGGUUUGGGACCCCUGGUGGUUCACUCUUGGAACCUGCAGAGCUGCGGGCUGGGUGUGGUCUCCACUCGGGACUGGGCCCCCUGCCAGGUCCCCUGAAGGCUAACCCCUCCACAUCCUCCCUCUACUGGGAGCCUUCCCACCCCCAGGACCCCUGAGUCAAAAAGCUGUGUGCUCUCCAAGCCCAGUUCAGCUUGGGGACAGGGGCAGGAGGAAGGGGUAGGAUUACUAGGUGCCCAGAAUGAGGCUGCUUUCCAAAGCCAAUGUGAACGGCGGCUGGACUUAGAGGUGGCUAUGAGGUAGAAGAGGGCUGCAAAACCUUGUGGGAGAAGAAAUCUGUGAUUCCAGGUGGUGUUCGUGUCUUUUCACUCCUCCCAGCCACCCACCACACUGAUCCAGGCUUGAGUUCCUAGCCACCGCCUCCUACAGCCCACCUGGUUUUCCUUUCUACCAAAUAAGGUUCUUCGCUCCAGCCUGCCACUCAGGCCCAAAGCCUCAUCGCAGAGUGGAGUGUUCCCUGAGGUGGGAGAUACGGAAAGGCCAAGAGGCUGCGGCCAGACCACUGGCCCCUGAGAUCUCCGCAGGAAAUGGCUGUGGAGUGUGGCAGUUUGGCGAAGUCUCCACCACACUUAAUGAAGCUUGGAUUUGCUCAGUGUCUGGCUGCGGAGCAGCGGGCCUGGCCAGCAGGUCCCCAGCUUUGGCUAUGAGGGCAUUGAGUCCCCCAAAACACCGGGUUCCAGCACCACACUCUGCCCUCAUUGGCUCCGGAACUGAGCUUGGAAGUUCCCGGUGACCCUCCAAGAGCCUGAGAGUGAGGUGGAAUUAUUUUAAAAGAUAAAUGUUUAUUAUAUAUAUAUUUCCCUGAAGGAACCAAAGCGAAUUUUAAAAGAUGCAAUGUAGAGGGGAAAAAAGAUGUUGGAAAUAUUUAAAGGCUCUAUCUGUUUACAGUGUUCCAUGGUUAAACUCGCUCACUGCUAAGAAUAUUUGAAUGUAUGCUUCAUACAGGGAUGGUGUUCAAAAACUUGUAAAUAAAGGAACCAUAACCAAU
Messenger RNA from Sapajus apella (tufted capuchin), 3303 nucleotides. It is a transcript of the gene HOXA11, whose product is annotated as homeobox A11. The coding region runs from base 1085 to 2026 and encodes 313 amino acids. The transcript has 2 exons. Gene Ontology annotation, biological process: anatomical structure development; regulation of transcription by RNA polymerase II. Gene Ontology annotation, molecular function: RNA polymerase II cis-regulatory region sequence-specific DNA binding; DNA-binding transcription factor activity, RNA polymerase II-specific. The record is from RefSeq and is a predicted model, not a curated record. NCBI's taxonomy places the organism in Eukaryota, Metazoa, Chordata, Mammalia, Primates, Cebidae. Gene Ontology annotation, cellular component: nucleus.